Molecule: messenger RNA, 2988 nt
Organism: Saxophila tyrrhenica
Lineage: Eukaryota; Fungi; Ascomycota; Dothideomycetes; Mycosphaerellales; Extremaceae
Gene: hmt1
Product: ATP-binding cassette-type vacuolar membrane transporter Hmt1
Exons: 2
Coding region: 1-2988 (995 amino acids)
Biological process (GO): transmembrane transport
Cellular component (GO): vacuolar membrane
Molecular function (GO): ATP hydrolysis activity; ATP binding; ABC-type transporter activity
Source: RefSeq, a predicted model, not a curated record
AUGCCCCUCCACAGCACGAAGACCACCAACCCUGGGGUCGAGAAGUUCCUCCAGGUCCAACAGAUCGCCUAUCCAUUGGUCGUACUCUUCCUCUACCUGAUCGCCUUCACCGUUCGCAGCAUCACCUUUGCCCGUAAUGAUAAUGACUUCACUCACGAAUCUCAACAACUCGGCCCCGGCGGGAAGCCCCUCCCCUCUCACAACCACAACCUCAAAGACACCCAUCCUGCAGACGCCCUCGACUUCUCGCGGCCCAGGAGGCUACUCUUCAAAUGGCUGUCCGCCGGCGUGCUGCUCAGUUUACUCGGCAACAUCGUCGUGGUCAUCGCACAUGCCCUCUAUGCCCGUGAGGAGGAGUGGUGGUGCGGGCAGGCACCGACAAUCUACCUAGUCGGCUCUUUCAUGGUCUACGCCCUGCUACUCAUCACCCUCAUCGAUACGACGCAUUCGCCAAAUGCAGCCCACGCCCUCACAUGGACCGUCGCCACGGUCAUGGAGAUUCUGCUUCUCGGAGCAUCGAUCGCGGUCUACAGCACAUCACACCACGAAUCCGUUGUUGGCGAUCCUGAUGGCGGACGAUUGCGGCAUGGAAUGACGGAGUGGGAGAUUACCGAGGUCAUACUCGACUUUGGCAGAAUCUUCAUUCUGCUCGGCUUGAUAAGCUUCUACACGCUAUUUGUGUAUCUCCGCAACUACCGCAUGAGGCAGGCCACACAAGAGGAGCAGACAGGGUUGUUGGCAGAGGACAGAGCCGAGCACAACGGGACAGCGACCGGACCGUCAAACGGUUACGGCACGAAUGGCAAGCCUAAAGGCCCUUCAGAAGCGCCUGCAGGCUGGGAGAAGCCAAAGGAGACUCCUUCACGCAGCUGGUGGGAGUACAUCCGCGCCUACGCUGUCUUUUUACCGUACAUCUGGCCUUCGAAGGACAAAGUGCUGCAGUUCAAGUUUGUGCUCUGCAUCAUCAUCGUCAUUAUUCAGCGCGGCGUUCAGGUCUUAGUACCGGUCCAGACCGGCGCCAUCACGACCGCUCUGGCUGGCGAUGAGACGCAUGCAUCCUAUAUGCCAUGGGGGCUGAUCACGUUCUACAUUGUGCUCCGCAUCUUUCAAGGCGGCAACGGCCUUCUCGGUGCAGCACGACAAGUGCUGUGGAUCCCAAUCGAGCAAUACUCGUACCGCGAGAUCUCCGUUGCGGCAUUCGAGCAUGUCCACAUGCUGAGCCUGGAGUUCCAUCUCGGAAAGAAGACUGGGGAGGUGCUAUCAGCUCUCGGCAAGGGUGCUUCUCUUAAUACGUUCUUGGAGUCCAUCACGUUUAAUGUGCUGCCGAUGCUGGUCGAUCUUGCGGUGGCAGUGGUGUACUUCCUGGCCGCUUUCGAUGCCUAUUAUGCCCUCGUCAUUGGAAUCAUCACCUUUUGGUACAUUUACAUCACCAUCCGCAUGGCUGCGUGGCGUGCAGACAUCCGUCGACAGGCUACUAACGCGAGCCGGGAGGAAGAUGCUGUGAAAAACGACUCGAUGAUGUCCUACGAAACGGUCAAGUACUUCAACGCCGAAGCAUACGAAUUCAACAGGUACCGAGACGCCGUGAUGAAAUACCAAAAGGCCGAGUACGGCGUCACAUUUUCGCUGGCCUUGAUGAAUACCAUCCAGAAUCUAGUCUUCAUGAUGGGCUUGAUCGUCAUGUGCUUCAUCGCCGCUUACCAAGUAACGACGAAGAAGCUGGAGGUGGGCAGAUUUGUGACGCUCCUGUCGUACAUGAGCCAGCUUCAAGGACCACUCAACUUCUUCGGGACGUUCUAUCGCAUGAUCCAGAACAACAUGAUCAACAGUGAGAGGAUGCUGGAGCUGUUCAAGGAGAAGCCGACGGUGGUGGACAGACCCGAUGCAGAGGAGAUGCCGACUUGUGAAGGAGAAAUUCGCUAUAACGACGUGCGUUUCUCAUACGACAACCGGAAGCCUGCUCUGCAAGGUCUGACCUUCCGAUGCAAGCCUGGCACAACGACCGCGCUUGUUGGCGAGUCCGGUGGCGGCAAAUCAACAGUCUUCCGGUUGCUGUUCCGUUUCUACAAUGCUGAGUCCGGAAGCAUGCAGCUGGAUGGGCGCGACGUGGAAGGCGUGACCAUCGACAGCCUAAGACGGCACAUCGGUGUCGUUCCGCAGGAUACGGUUCUCUUCAAUGAGACUCUAAUGUAUAAUUUGAAAUACGCCAGGCAAAGUGCGACAGACGAGGAAGUCUACGCAGCCUGCAAGGCUGCCAGCAUUCACGACAAGAUAAUUGGCUUUCCAGAUGGGUAUGACACCAAGGUUGGAGAGCGCGGUCUGCGGCUUUCUGGCGGCGAGAAGCAGAGAGUGGCGAUCGCACGUACCAUCAUCAAAGAUCCCAGGAUCAUCCUGCUGGACGAAGCAACCGCUGCGCUUGACACCGAGACCGAGGAGCACAUCCAGGAAGCGCUAACAACACUCGGACGCGGCCGCACGAUGCUCAUAAUCGCUCACCGCCUGAGUACAAUCACCAUGUGCGACCAAAUCCUCGUCCUCCACGAAGGCCGCGUCGCAGAGCGUGGCACCCACAUGGAGUUACUGGCCAUGAAAGGCCGUUACGCAGGCAUGUGGCGCAAGCAAGUCAGAGCCCAGCGCGCAGCAGAAGAAGCCAAGGUGCUCAAGGACAAGGCGGAUAGGCUUCGCAGAGAGAGCAUGGAAAGCAGCAGCUUACGCCGUGGGAUCUCCAUCGUGGAGGAGAGCCCGCCCAGCAGUGAAGAUGAAAGUCGCCGCCGUCAACAGCAGCAGCGCGAGCAGUCUGAUCUGCAGUCCUCGCUGUCGUUGUCACCUCGCCAAGCGGUGCCGCAGGCGCAGAUCUCGUCGGCGUUGGGCGCGGAUACGGGGACCGACUCGCAGCCCCAGCGGGAAGCGAUGAGGUCUGGCGUUGUGCGCUCGCCUUCGCCGGUCAACGAGGAAGGCGGCUCGCACAAGCCAGCCGAACAUCCCUGA